Molecule: messenger RNA, 315 nt
Organism: Paramuricea clavata
Lineage: Eukaryota; Metazoa; Cnidaria; Anthozoa; Malacalcyonacea; Plexauridae
Source: the annotation of a GenBank genome assembly
AUGUCUGAAAAGAUUGAUGAGGUUAAUAAGGAGCUUCAGCAUAUUUGUAUGCAACUGGAUGUCUUGUUUAUUGACAAUACGACUAUAGAUGACACAUGCUUAAAUGGAAGUAAGCUUCAUCUAAAUGCGAAGGGCUCGGCUAUUCUAGCAGUCCAUUUUAUCAAAUUUCUCAAGGGGGGCAGUGCAUCAACCUCUCCAAGUAAACGAAGGCAAAACUACGAGGAUUUUCAGCGAUCGGCAAUUCUGAAACUUGGAGAACUGUUAAAGAUAAUUGUCCCUCCAGACAAGGGCACCCGCACCCGCAGAAGGAAAUAA